Molecule: messenger RNA, 1608 nt
Organism: Colossoma macropomum (tambaqui)
Lineage: Eukaryota; Metazoa; Chordata; Actinopteri; Characiformes; Serrasalmidae
Gene: hoxc10a
Product: homeobox C10a
Exons: 3
Coding region: 458-1480 (340 amino acids)
Biological process (GO): regulation of transcription by RNA polymerase II
Cellular component (GO): nucleus
Molecular function (GO): DNA-binding transcription factor activity, RNA polymerase II-specific; RNA polymerase II cis-regulatory region sequence-specific DNA binding
Source: RefSeq, a predicted model, not a curated record
GCUGGAAGAGAGUGCGCCAGGCAACGCUUUUACGCAGAGAAACGCCGUCUGCAGGUUCACCACUUCAUUUACCUGCCUUUCUCGCUCGGUCUUCCUGUGCUCGCCUUAGCCACGUAACUGGACGUCUCGCCCGCUCGACUGCUCUUUGUUCUCUGUGACGGACGUGUCUUUGCACGAACGCGUCGACUAGAUGGCGCCAUUGCUCCACGCCGCGCCGACAGCGCUCACUAACUUGACCCUGUUGACGUCAGCACCGUCUAGAGCAUCAAGGCCACUUCCAAAACCCUAUUGGUCUGAAAAUCACAUGACAAGGGCGCCUUGAAUCCAUAAUUAUGUUGCUGAUAUUUUUUCGGCCCCCCCCCUACCCCAAAAGAUGUCAGCGUCCUACUGUCCUUACCCUCUUCGACGUAAGCGGGAUUGCUUUAAAACAUAAAGAUCGUCUCGCCCUCCGGCAAAAAUGUCAUGUCCGAACAACGUGGCGGCCGGCUCGUUUCUGAUGGACUCGCUGGUUGGAGGGACGUCUCCGUACAGAGGUGAGGGCUAUUCCGCCAACUCCGGGAUGUAUAUGCAAACGCCCGCAGAAUAUGGCUGUCCGAUGAUGAGGAGCGUGGGCAUCGUCGGCGCAUCACACUCCAAGCGGGACGAGCUGCCGGUGAGCGGCUACCAACACCAGCAGCAGCAGCACGCGCAUUACCUGUCGCAGCGGGACGCCUGGACAGCGGGCUCUAAAACUUACAGGAGCGCGCAACCUGUUGCCCAGCCUUUGCACCCGUGCUCUUUUCCGGCCAGUCACGUCAAAGAAGAGGCUCUGCCCUGCCUGUACCAGGCUGACCUGGACAGCCCCAAGGAAUCUGCACAGGAACCGUCCGCUGCUACCUACAUCCGCCUGGGGGAUAAUGGCAGCCACACGGAUCAGAGUGGCGUCUCCGCCUCCGAUUAUUUCCGAGGAAGCCAGGUGUACGCGAGCGAGCGGGGGCAGCAGCGUGACGGCUUCGGCUCGGACUUUAACCCUGUACCCAGAAUAACGACGCCCAUCGAGGCGCAGGCUGCUGAUGGCUACGGCAAAGGCAGCAAGUCAAAGCAGGACGCGGCGGGCGAGGAAGCCCACACAGAGGAGCAGGGCACGGAUAAGAGGCAGCUCAGGAAGGAAGAGAGUGGGCCAAAGACAGACAGCUGCACAGAUGAUUCUGAGAGCGAAUUGAAAGAUGAAGUAAAGUUGGAAAACGCGACGGGGAACUGGCUAAAGGCUAAAAGUGGACGCAAGAAGAGAUGUCCUUACACAAAGCAUCAGACACUUGAGCUGGAGAAGGAGUUCUUGUUCAACAUGUACUUGACUCGAGAGCGCCGUCUGGAGAUCAGCAAGAGUAUCAACCUCACAGACAGACAGGUCAAGAUCUGGUUUCAGAACAGAAGGAUGAAGCUGAAGAAGCUCACCAGGGAAAGUCGAGUCCGGGACCUAACAGGCUACAGCUACAACUGAAGGCAGAACAAACAAACAAGCAAACAAACAAACAAACAAACAAACAAACAAACAGCACACUCACACAAGUACAUUAAAACAAAGACUGACAAAAAAGACUGUGCUUUUGUAUUUACGUGAUUCAAAUU